This is a messenger RNA of Nerophis lumbriciformis (worm pipefish), 2270 nucleotides long. Its product is annotated as troponin I, fast skeletal muscle-like. The record is from RefSeq and is a predicted model, not a curated record. Gene Ontology annotation, cellular component: troponin complex. Gene Ontology annotation, biological process: skeletal muscle contraction; cardiac muscle contraction. NCBI's taxonomy places the organism in Eukaryota, Metazoa, Chordata, Actinopteri, Syngnathiformes, Syngnathidae.
AUUGGUUGCAGUGUCAUCAUGGCAGAGAAAAAGAUGACGCUAAGCCGGAGGAAUUACCUCAAGAGUUUGCUGCUGCAGAUUGGUCAGGCCAUGUUGGAUGAGGAGGCUGAGCAGGCCGAGGAAGAGAAGAGGAUAUACUUGGAGGAAAACUGCCCUACACUCUCUGUCCCGGGAUGCAUGCAGGAGCUGCAAGAGCUCUGUCGGAAACUUCACAAGCAGAUUGAGCUGGUGGAUGAAGAAAGGUACGACAUGAAUAUGAAAGUGAAGAAAUCUGAGAAGGAGGUCAACGACCUGAAGCUGAUGGUUCAGGAUCUCAAUGGAAAGUUUAAGAAGCCGGCCCUUAAGAGGGUGAGGAUGUCAGCUGAUGCAAUGCUUGCUGCUCUUCUGGGCUCCAAACAUAAAGUGUCCAUGGACCUGAGGGCCAAUCUGAAGCAGGUCAAGAAGGAGGUUAAGGAAGAGAAGAAGCAGACCGGCGACUGGAGGAAGAACGUUGAAGGCAAAGCUGGGAUGGACGGCAGGAAGAAGAUGUUUGAGACCGAGGCCUGAGCUGCUGUGUAGUUUUUCUGCUGUUGGCAAACAUGCUUUGUUUGUGACCACAUUGCUGGAAUUGUUGUCGAUUACAAAAGUUGAAGAAACCAAUAAGAAAGGGUAGUAUUGAAUAAAUAUAUACUGUAAUAUACAAUACUAUACUAUACUAUAUCAUAAUAUAAUAUAAUAUAGUGAGGGCACUGUUAUGUUCUUUGUGACAUUUGGGGUUUGCUUUUCCUUUGUUGCGGCUUGAUUUACUGUUUUGUGGUUUUAUUUGUAUUUCCCUUUUUUUGUUUUGCGCCGUUUGCGUCAGCUUUGCUUUCUGUUUGGGCGGUUUUAGCGAAUUUACAUUGUGUUAUUUAAGUUCAGCCUUUGCGUUUGCUUGAUGCUGGAUCAUUGUAAGUAACUAAGUCAGUAAGUCCGUAUGUUUCUUGAUUUCUCUCAUUACCUAACCUCGAUCCUGACCUCAUGGUAAACUACCGACCGGUGUCCCACCUUCCCUUUAUUUCGAAAAUCCUCGAAAAAAUUGUCGCACAGCAGCUAAAUGAACACUUAGUGUCUAACAAUCUCUGUGAACCUUUUCAAUCCUGUUUCAGGGCAAAUCACUCUACGGAGACAGCCCUCGCAAAAAUGACUAAUGAUCUACUGCUAACGAUGGAUUCUGAUGCGUCAUCUAUGUUGCUGCUUCUUGAUCUUAGCGCUGCUUUCGAUACCGUCGAUCAUAAUAUUUUAUUAGAGCGUAUCAAAACGCGUAUUGGUUUGUCAGACUUAGCUUUGUCGUGGUUUAACUCUUAUCUUACUGACAGGAUGCAAUGCGUCUCCCAUAAUAAUGUGACCUCGGACUAUGUUAAGGUAACGUGCGGAGUUCCUCAGGGUUCGGUUCUUGGCCCUGCACUCGCUAGGCGACAUCAUACGCAAAUACGGUGUUAGCUUUCAUUGUUAUGCUGAUGACACCCAACUCUACAUGCCCCUAAAGCUGACCAACACGCCGGAUUGUAGUCAGCUGGAGGCGUGUCUUAAUGAAAUUAAACAAUGGAUGUCCGCUAACUUCUUGCAACUCAACGCCAAGAAAACGGAAAUGCUGAUUAUCGGUCCUGCUAAACACCGACAUUUAUUUAAUAAUACCACCUUAACAUUUGACAACCAAACAAUUACACAAGGCGAAUCAGUAAAGAAUCUGGGCACAGGUCCGGUGGCCAUGGAUGAAGUGCUGGCUGUCCAGAGUCGGGACCCGGGGUGGACCGCUCGCCUGUGCAUCGGCUGGGAACAUCUCUGCGCUGCUGACCCGUCUCCGCUCGGGAUGGUGUCCUGCUGGCCCCACUAUGGACUGGACUCUUACUAUUAUGUUGGAUCCACUAUGGACUGGACUCUCACAAUAUUAUGUCAGACCCACUCGACAUCCAUUGCUUUCGGUCUCCCCUAGAGGGGGGGGGGGGUUACCCACAUAUGCGGUCCUCUCCAAGGUUUCUCAUAGUCAUUCACAUCGACGUCCCACUGGGGUGAGUUUUUCCUUGCCCGUAUGUGGGCUUUGUACCGAGGAUGUCGUUGUGGCUUGUGCAGCCCUUUGAGACACUUGUGAUUUAGGGCUAUAUAAAUAAAGAUUGAUUGAUUGAUUGAUUGAUUGAUUGUUUUGCGCCGUUUGCGUCAGCUUUGCUUUCUGUUUGGGCGGUUUUAGCGAAUUUACAUUGUGUUAUUUAAGUUCAGCCUUUGCGUUUGCUUGAUGCUGGAUCAUUGUAAGUAAC